UAACAGGAAAAAUUGUAAAUUAUAAAUAUCACGACCAGGGACGUGACCAUGGUUAACUUAUCAAUAAUUAUCAAACCGUGUUGUUAACUAAUGUUAACUUGCAACAGUACCGCGAAUAAGUUGGUCGUUUUUAUAUAAAAUUGCUUGUUAAUUGUUAUCAAAAUUGAAAAUAUUUUUUUGAAGUAUUUUAACUUAAAAAUAUAAUUUUGAAAGCAUGUCUAUGUUUAAUUUAAGUGGUUCUACCCCGGCGAACAACGCAGGAAAUGCAGCAACCCCACAAUUUGGCUUUGGAACAUCUCUUGGAGGUUGGCCAUCUUCAACAACACCAUCAACCACAACUAAUUUUGGUAACUUAGGGGCCACUGCUAAUAAGCAAACUACAAACACACCAUUUUCCUCAUUUGGUAAUGUGGGUGCUCCUACAACUUCAUUAUCUUUUGGAGCCAACACUACAUUAGCAACAACUACAACUAAACCUGGAUUUUCCCUUGGUAACAAUGCAGCUUCCAAUGCUCCAUUAAAUCUUUCUUUUGGUUCAAAUGCUGCUACAGCUGCUACAUCUGCUUCUCCAUUUUCACUUGGAACUGCGUCAAAUGUCAAACCUACAGUUUCUCUUACUGGUACACAAUUGACAUUAGGAACAACUACUAAUGUAACUACUUCUGCUGCUCCUGUAUCUCGUGGUCUGGGUGGUCUAGAUACAACUUCAAAUUUAAAUCAAGCACAAAAUAAAGCUGUACCUGCUCUUGAAAUGCCUGUGCCUAAUGAAAUUUUACAAUUAGUCAAUAAUUUAAAAGAUUUUCUUAAGCAACAAAAAACAAUGAGCACUGAAUUAGCACGCAUGUCAUCUAAAGGUUCAAAUGAAGUUGCAGGCGAUAUUACAAUGUGUCAAAAAAAUUUACAAUUUAUAGAACACAAUUUAGAUAAACAAAAAACGUCUGUUGAAAAGUUAAAAUAUGAAACAAAUAAGUGUCUACAAGAUUUUGAAAUUGCUCAACGUAAUCAUGAUCAUCCAGCAAUGGUUCAGACAGAUAUGGAAUCUAAUAUUAAAUACUUUGCUGAGCUUAUCAAAUCAUUACAAGAAAAAGGAAACAUAUUAAAAAAUGAAAUUGAAAAUACUCAACAAUAUUUAGCAACAUUACCUUAUAAUAAUAAUGUCACAGUGGAUGAAUUAAGAAGAAUUGGGGAAAUGUAUUACAAGAAUGUAAUUGCAUUAGCUGGUCAUUUGCACGGUAUACACAAUGAAGUUCAAGUAUUGAAAGCAAGACAUUUGUCUUUCCGAAGAGAGAUUUUAAAUGAUCAUACAAAUAUUUUUCAAUUGAAUCCCAAUACUAGUUCAUCUAGUUUCUUUACAUCUCGUCCAGAUACUACUGGCCCUAAUCCAUUUUCAGGUUUAAAUAUAACAGCUUCAGCAGCAUUAAACUUAGGAACAUUUGGAUUAGAUCAGUCUGGUGUUCUUCAAAAUCAAGAUACAAGUAGUGUACAAUCAAAUUAUGGAACAAACUCAUUAUUUGGAACAAACACUCAGCCGAAUAAUACAACACAAUUCCAAGGUUUCUUUCCCAGCUAUAAAUAAAGUUAAAAUAGUAUUUUAAGUAAGAAUAAACUAAUAUAUUUUAUUUAUUUUUUAAUAAUAAUUUAAAAUAAAUGAUGAUGCUAUAUUAAUUUGUUAGCAUUGUUUUUGUUCAAUAAAAUGGUAAAACUUUAUUGUAUUAACAUUUUUUAAAUUAUAAUUAAAUAUAAAUAAGGUAUUAUACAAAAAGCAAAACUUUUUUCAUUAUGUUUAGUCUAAUUGAUUUUUUAAUAAUUAUAUUAUAUCUAUAAAUGAAGGUUGAAAUAUUUACUUUCAAUUAUUUUUAAUUUUUGAAUUGUAACAAUAUUACUGUUCACUUUAUAACAUUUUGUAUUAAAUUACUUCUCAAACUUAAAA
Molecule: messenger RNA, 1930 nt
Organism: Rhopalosiphum padi (bird cherry-oat aphid)
Lineage: Eukaryota; Metazoa; Arthropoda; Insecta; Hemiptera; Aphididae
Gene: Nup58
Product: nucleoporin p58/p45
Exons: 10
Coding region: 215-1576 (453 amino acids)
Biological process (GO): nucleocytoplasmic transport
Cellular component (GO): nuclear pore
Molecular function (GO): structural constituent of nuclear pore
Source: RefSeq, a predicted model, not a curated record